AUGAAUCAUAGGCGAUCAGAUAGUGAGGAUGACGUGUAUGACCCUAUAGAACAAACCGAACAUCAUGAGCCGGUCGUUUUAAAAAUUGGUGGAGUUUUCACAUUAAAUCUAUCUCAACUAAAAUACUUUACAUUUGUCAUUAUUGGUAUUGCCAUACUAUGGCCAUGGAAUUGUUUCCUUUCAGCGUCAGCUUAUUAUGGACUUCGAUUCAUUGGAUCACCAUCAUUGUCAAAAGUGUAUAGCUCGACAAUGAUGUCGGUGUCGACUAUUACGUCAACUUUAUACAACUAUUAUCUUUCUCAAAAACAAACUGGUGCCAAUUAUAAGAAAAGAGUCCACGUGGGGUUCAAUAUGACGAUUGCCAUAUUUGCAUUCAUGGCUAUAACGUGUGUUGUCCAGCUAUUUCUCGAUAUGAAUGAUACGUUAUUUUUUAUUUUGAUCAUGAUUAUGGUGUUGACUUCUGCUGCUGCUACGUGCUUGGCUCAAAAUGGUACUAUGGCUAUAGUGAAUGUUAUGGGUGAGAUUUACGCUAAUGCCGUGAUGGUAGGGCAAGCCGUUGCUGGAGUGUUGCCAUCUUGUGCAUUAAUUAUAUCGAUAUUAUUGGUGGGGGGCAACUCAUCUAAAGAGGAAAAGGUCGGCAAAGACUUUGGAGUUUUCGUUUAUUAUAUUACUGCAAGCUUAGUGUGUAUAAUAUCUAUUGGAUUGUUGUAUUGGAUUGAGCAUCAUAAAUCCAAUACAGCUUAUCAGAAGGUGAACAAUUCAAUGGAGAUGGGAGAAGAAACAGUAUUGCAACAAGAUCAGGAUGGCUCUGAUGUUGUUGAAGAUGUGCCCACUCAAAAGCUGUUUAUUCCCUUUUCUCAAUUAUGGGCUAAACUAAAGCUAGUCGUGAUGACCAUCUUUUUCACAUUUGGUAUCACCUUGGUAUUCCCAGUUUUUGCAUCUGUUGUGGAGUCAACACAUACUAAUCUGAGUUACAGACUAUUCAGUAAACAAAUUUAUAUCCCAUUUAUUUAUUUGAUGUGGAAUUUGGGUGAUUUGAUGGGCAGGUUAAUGUGUGGGUACCCCCAAUUGCACAUGUUGAUAACUAAUCCAAGAACAAUGUUUAUCUACUCACUAGCCAGGUUAGCUUUCAUUCCCUUAUUUAUGACCUGUAACAUACAUCCUGGUAUCACCGAACCAUUUAUCAAAUCUGAUUUUUGGUAUAUUUUAUUACAAACACUAUUUGGAAUUUCUAAUGGACAGUUAUGUACUUCUGCAUUCAUGGUUGUUGGGAGGCUAUGUGAUUCAGAUGAUGAGAAAGAAGCUGCUGGGGGGUUUACUACUGUCUUCUUGAGUGUCGGAUUAGCUGUUGGUAGCGUCUUUAGUUAUUUGAUUGUAUUGAUGGUCGGCUAA
Molecule: messenger RNA, 1392 nt
Organism: Lodderomyces orthopsilosis Co 90-125
Lineage: Eukaryota; Fungi; Ascomycota; Pichiomycetes; Serinales; Debaryomycetaceae
Product: nucleoside transmembrane transporter
Exons: 1
Coding region: 1-1392 (463 amino acids)
Biological process (GO): nucleoside transmembrane transport
Cellular component (GO): plasma membrane; fungal-type vacuole membrane
Molecular function (GO): nucleobase transmembrane transporter activity; nicotinamide riboside transmembrane transporter activity
Source: RefSeq, a predicted model, not a curated record